UCAUUUUGCCAGCAGUCGGUUCACAUUCACUUUCUAGCCUUGUAGUCCCCUGCAACAGGUCCUCACAGACCAAUACUCUACACUGCCAAACAUACAAUACACUUUUUUAUCAGUUAUUUAGAAGCAGUGAAUUCCGUCUUAUCAGUUUAUUUUGGUGUUUUAUCUGUAGCUGUACAAGGAGAGAGUUAGUGGCAUAACAAAUAAAGUUAUAAAACACACUCGAAUAUUAAACCCCGACCAAGAUGUGCAGUUUAUGGAUUUAAAUUCAAGAAACUGUUGAAAACCAAAGAUUAGUAGUCCUGCUUCACGAUGUUCCAGAUCACGAAGAGUUUUAAAUGGAGGUUUAGUUUUCUCUCCAUCUGCUUGUUCGUCAUCUUCUUCAUAAACUCCGGGGUGGAGAGGAGCCAGGGGUUCACCAGCAGGCAUCUUCUACAGGAUGAAGACACUACUAUUGAGCCCGAGGAACGACGAGGAGGAGAAGUAGAUGAAUGCGGAGUAGAGAAGAAUAAAACUGAAGAUGCUCUGUUCCCUCCAGAUGCGUUUACAGACGACCAGCUGGCCCAUGGCGCAGUGGUUCUUCAUGUCAUUGGGGUUCUCUACAUGUUCUAUGCCCUGGCACUUGUCUGUGAUCACUUCUUUGUGCCAAGUCUUGAUGUUAUAAUUGAUAAGUUUGGUAUGUCUCCAGAUGUAGCGGGAGCCACCUUGAUGGCAGCUGGUGGGUCAGCGCCGGAACUGUUUACUUCAGUGAUUGGAGUAUUCAUCGCUGUGAGUGAUGUCGGUAUAGGAACUAUUGUCGGCUCUGCCGUAUUCAACGUUUUGUUUGUGAUCGCAGCUUGUGCCUUUGCCGCGGCCAAACCUCUCGCGUUGACGGCCUGGCCAUUGAUCAGAGAUACGUUGUUCUACUCCAUCAGCCUUAUUCUCCUCGUGAUCUUCUUCACCGACAACCUGAUCAAGUGGUGGGAGGCAUUGAUCCUGUUCCUUUGGUACGGAGCAUAUGUUCUCUUUAUGAAAUUCAACGCUCCGAUGGAGGCUAAAUUUCUUAAGACGUUUCCCAGCUUGAAAGGAAAGGAGGAAGAUGAUUCCAAUGUUGAUCUAAGAGCAGGGUUCAAGUUUAAUCCUCAUAGGAAACCACUUCUAGAGAUUAUGCAAGGUAAGGUUGCGGAUGAAGUUGGAACAGAACUGCAAAACCUAGAAGGAGGAAUACAGGGGUUAAAGAAGAAACUAGAGGGCAGCGACAAGGAAGAGAAGAAGGAAACUAAUGAGAAGGAUAACUUAACUCCGGAGAAGGGAAAUGAAGAAAGAGAUCUGGAAGUCCAAAAUGAGGAGGAUUACAAGGAUGUUGUUAUGUCUGGACCCCAGGGGAGUAUUUUCAGUAAAAUCGUCUGGGUUAUCACUAUGCCCCUGAUGGUCCCUAUGUGGAUCACUACUCCAGAUCCAAACAAUCCAACAAGGAAGAAGUUCUUUGCUCUCACCUUCAUCAUCAGCAUAUUGUGGAUUAUGGUUUUCUCCUACUUCAUGGUUUGGUGGGCAACUACCAUAGGUCAGGUUGUUGGGAUAUCUGAUGCUAUCAUGGGAUUAACUUUCUUAGCCGCGGGGACAUCCGUCCCGGACCUAAUAACAUCCGUACUGGUCGCCAAGCAAGGACAUGGAGAUAUGGCGGUGAGUUCGUCAAUUGGAUCCAACAUAUUUGACGUCACUGUUGGACUUCCGGUCCCAUGGCUCUUGUACACAAUUAUCUUCCAGAAGGACAUGGUGGUCAACUCUACGGGGAUGGGAUGUAACAUCGGGAUGUUGUUCCUCAUGCUCAUCUUGGUCUUCUUCUCCAUCCUGGCCUUCAAGUGGAGGAUGACCAAGAUAAUGGGAGUUGUAAUGAUCGGUCUUUAUGCUGUAUUUGUGGUUGUUUCCUUGGGCCUGUCCGCCUGUUGGUUUCCUUGUAUAUUUUAAACAAUUCUGCUGUUGUAUGUCUAGAGUGAAACAUCGUUUUUCAUCUGUUUUUUGGCAUUCAAGGUUCCUUAGCCUUCAGAGGAGAAAUUUUCCAUCUAAAUAUGAGACUUUAGAAACGACUGUACGAAACAUAUUCUGUCUGUUUACUUACAUUCAUAAAUAAAAAUAAUGAAAUGAAAAUGAAAUGAAAUUCAUGGUUCCCUUCAAAUGUGAACUGGAUUAUCUCUUUGCCAAAUCAUAAAAUAAACCAGUAAACGACGAUAUUUAAGGCAGACAACUUAAUUUAACCUUGGAACCAUCAUAUAUAAAGAGUUUCAGGUCGUCUUUACAGUAUCAUCCUUUGUGGGUAACCCUGCAGUUAAAUUAUAGUUUCUUCUAGUUUUCAGUAAUCGUGGAAAGUGUUUGAUCUGAUUCUUCUAAACUUUAAGAGCAUUCAAUUUUGAAAAAUGUUUCACUGUUCAAAUUUUCUAAAUUCUCCGGAACACAAUUCAAAUCUUGAAUGUUAAAAAGACGGGAAAAUAACGAUGCCCAACUCUAUUUAUAUAUUGUUCAAUGCCAAUUAUUUACUCCAGAGAGGGUUCAAGUUUAGAUUAUUAAGCCUUCCUUUUUUUAAACGUGCACUACAUUAUUUAAAUGUUUUGAAUUUCUAAAUUUAGUAUCCCCUCUGUUCGUGCUAACCUCUAUUCUCGUCUAAUUUUGUUGACCAGAUAAAGUUCAUUUUUUCCUCGCUUAUUUCGAAACAAACUCAUAUGACAUUUUAAUUUUUUGUUUGUUAACAAAUCAAUGAUUUUUUUAUCGAUUAUAGCCGAAGACCCAGUAUUAAUUUUGAGUCACAAUUCCCCAAAAUUAACCAUGCUUUCAACGAGCUAUGCUAGACGACCACUUUAUUAACAUUAUAAAAAUUAUGUAAAGUGUAACCCUUAAUUGUGCCAUAUGUGCGAUUUGAUUGAUGUUCUAGAUCAUAAAAUAACUAUAGGUUAAAAGUAGAGUUAACGUGUUAUUUACCUUUUUAUUACAAAACAAACAGUAGGUUUUUACUACAUAAUAUUUUGAAUGAAAAGAACAGAAAAAUAUGUCAUGUUGUAGCAAGUAUUAUGAAUAUAUUCUGAAACCCA
This is a messenger RNA of Eurytemora carolleeae, 3059 nucleotides long. RefSeq names its product sodium/potassium/calcium exchanger 2. Gene Ontology annotation, biological process: calcium ion transmembrane transport; intracellular calcium ion homeostasis. Lineage: Eukaryota; Metazoa; Arthropoda; Copepoda; Calanoida; Temoridae. Gene Ontology annotation, molecular function: calcium channel activity; calcium, potassium:sodium antiporter activity. The transcript is spliced from 4 exons. The record is from RefSeq and is a predicted model, not a curated record. Gene Ontology annotation, cellular component: membrane. The coding region runs from base 310 to 1944 and encodes 544 amino acids.